GCCAACGCCCAUCUCCUCUUGGGCAUGUGCCUAGACACCUAUGCCCGCUACCUUCUGUUCUCCAAGCAGCCAUCACAGGCACAAAGGAUGUAUGAAGAAGCUUUACAGAUCUCUGAAGAAAUACUAGGAGAAAGACACCCACAGACCAUUGUGCUGCUGAGUGACCUGGCUACCACCCUGGAUGCACAGGGCCGCUCUGAUGAGGUCUGUGUUCACGCACAGAGGGCAUCAGACCUGACGAGACAGGUGGAGCACCCUGAGCUCCAAGUGCUGCUCAGUAAUCUGGCUGCAGCCCUGAUGCACAGAGAACGAUAUGCACAAGUGGAAGAGAUCUGCUAGGAAGCACUGAAGCGAGCAAAGCUGAAAAGAGAUGAGGUUUCUGCGCAGCACAUCAGGGAAGAGCUGGCUGAGAUGUCAAGAAAAAGGAGACCUUUGUUGUAGC
Molecule: messenger RNA, 442 nt
Organism: Lagenorhynchus albirostris (white-beaked dolphin)
Lineage: Eukaryota; Metazoa; Chordata; Mammalia; Artiodactyla; Delphinidae
Product: tetratricopeptide repeat protein 19, mitochondrial-like
Exons: 1
Coding region: 25-339 (104 amino acids)
Biological process (GO): mitochondrial respiratory chain complex III assembly
Cellular component (GO): mitochondrial inner membrane
Molecular function (GO): protein binding
Source: RefSeq, a predicted model, not a curated record